Prorocentrum cordatum is the source of this 327-nucleotide messenger RNA. The record is from the annotation of a GenBank genome assembly. Lineage: Eukaryota; Dinophyceae; Prorocentrales; Prorocentraceae.
AUGGUCCGACACCCCAGAGGCCAAGGCCGCUGGCGUCCAGAGGCAUGGGCCGACAUCACGCCGGAAGCGACCCAGCGUUGGUGGCGGAGCUUGUCCCCCGUGCUGCUGAGCUUCCGCGAGCGCUGCCUCAGCACCGAGGGCUACUGGCGCCUGCUGACCCAGGGGGGCUGGACGCUCCUGGCCAGCACCCGGGAAGAAGAAGAAGCAGAAGCGGCACGGGCGGGAGAUCGGCACGAGUCCGCGCACCUCGCCAGCGCCGUGGGCUCGCGGGAGGACGGCGGCAACCUCACGGCCCCCAGCGCGGCGCCCGCGCGCCCCGUGGCCUGA